Messenger RNA from Hylaeus anthracinus, 1787 nucleotides. RefSeq names its product caspase-1-like. The coding region runs from base 426 to 1322 and encodes 298 amino acids. Gene Ontology annotation, molecular function: pyrroline-5-carboxylate reductase activity. Gene Ontology annotation, cellular component: cytoplasm. The record is from RefSeq and is a predicted model, not a curated record. The transcript is spliced from 4 exons. Gene Ontology annotation, biological process: apoptotic process; L-proline biosynthetic process; proteolysis. NCBI's taxonomy places the organism in Eukaryota, Metazoa, Arthropoda, Insecta, Hymenoptera, Colletidae.
GGUUGAGCAUAAAUUACGCGCUAGGCAGCUGCGCUCAUUCGCUACCGCGGCCGCUCCAUCGGCAUACUCGCGCUCUCAUUGGUCAGUGUUUUCCGUUAAUAUCUCCUCAACGAAACCUAGGACAACAUUUUCGCUAAGGAAAAAGUUGUUUCAAAUCACCCCAUGAACCACCCCUUUCAAGGUGUUACAACAUUUUUGGGACACCUUGUAUAAAUAUUUGUCAUAUAUCUAUGUUGCACUGUGUGUUCACCAGGGAGGCCAGCCAAGCUACCGUAUUAAAAGUGAUUAAAUGGUUGGUACCAUGACAGAGCGCGUUGGCGUGAAUCAUACUCGCAUUUGAUUGCGUUAGUAAACAGUGUUCAGAGAUUUUUUAUAACAAAACGGUUUGUUACUUUCGCUGUGUAAAUCGUUUCUAAAGUGAAAACAUGUGUUCGACGGAAAGUGGCACCACGAACGAAAGCAUAAAAUACAGUAACGAUGUCGGAGACGCGUUUGGAUGCUCCAGAAACAGUGUCAGUCCCCUUGCGGGCCCUUUACAAAUGGCACCCACAGAACGUUAUGCUACGCAUUACAACAUGAAUCAUUCAAAACGUGGAUUAGCUAUUAUUUUUAAUCAUGAAUUUUUCACUAUUGCACAUCUCAAACCUAGAUGUGGAACAAAUAUGGAUUGUGAAAAUCUUAUCACUACAUUGAACAAUCUUGGUUUUGAAGUAAAUGAUUUUCAUAAUUCAACACAUAGAGAUAUAGUGAGAAAUUUAGAAAGAGUCGCUGGCAUGGAUCAUUCUCAGCAUGACUGUUUGAUUGUAGCUGUAUUGAGCCAUGGAGAAUUAGGAUUACUUUAUGCUCAUGAUACAUCCUAUAAACCUGAUUCCAUUUGGAGCCAUUUCACAGCUGAUAAAUGUCCUACAUUAGCAGGAAAACCAAAGUUAUUUUUUAUACAAGCUUGCCAAGGAGAUAGAUUAGAUGGAGGUAUAACAAUGAAAGACAGAACAGAAACUGAUGGUCUACCUGUUUCCUCAUUUCGUAUACCAAGUCAUGCAGACUUUUUAAUUGCUUAUUCAACAAUACCAGGUUAUUACUCUUGGAGGAAUACUACUCGUGGCUCCUGGUUCAUGCAAGCAUUGUGCAUGGAAUUACGCGAGAAUGCAAUGCGGUAUGACUUGUUAACUUUGCUCACGUUUGUUUGUCAGCGAGUUGCUAUUGAUUUUGAAUCCAAUACUCCUGACAACAUAACAAUGCAUCAACAAAAACAAAUUCCGUGCAUUACUACAAUGUUAACUCGUUUAGUAAAAUUUACACCCGCAAAAAAUGGAGCGGUAUAGUCAUUUUAUACAUGAGAGAUUUAUGCAGUAUAAUAGAUUUUAUACAGCGUGUACCUUUUCAUUGCACUAAUAUCACUACUCUGAGAGUUAAAUGGUAAUAUUUUGUCUGUGCUACUCUCAUUUGUAGUGUGUUUGCAAUGUAUUGCAUUUAAAUGAUAGCAUUUAUCUUAUAAACUGCCAUUAUAUUAUGCAAAAAUUACAUUAUAAGACAAAAACAUUACAGCAAUACAAUAUAAUAGAUUUUAUAGUAUAUAUACAUUUUUGUACUCGUCAAAUUUAAAAAGAAAUCUUACAAAUCAUAUAUCUUUUGCAAGAUUUAUAAAAAAUAUUAUAGAUUUAUAGCGAUAAAAUUUUGAACUAUAACCUUUAUCAUUUUUAAGCCAUUAUAAAGCCACAUAAGGUAAAUAGUGGUCGUACAAAAGUUUAUUAAAAUAUACUUGGGAUAUUAGACAUAAGAUAUUAAAU